Messenger RNA from Diceros bicornis minor, 3625 nucleotides. RefSeq names its product methionine sulfoxide reductase B3 (gene MSRB3). The record is from RefSeq and is a predicted model, not a curated record. The coding region runs from base 102 to 650 and encodes 182 amino acids. Gene Ontology annotation, biological process: response to oxidative stress; protein repair. NCBI's taxonomy places the organism in Eukaryota, Metazoa, Chordata, Mammalia, Perissodactyla, Rhinocerotidae. Gene Ontology annotation, molecular function: peptide-methionine (R)-S-oxide reductase activity. The transcript is spliced from 7 exons. Gene Ontology annotation, cellular component: cytoplasm.
CUCGGCCUCGGCCUCUGCCUGGCCGCGGCGCGGGGAGCCGCGCACCCGGCUCUUGCCCCUGUUCUUUGCCUCUGGUUUUGUUGCUGAAGAUAAUCACAGUGAUGUCUGCAUUCAACCUGCUGCAUUUGGUGACAAAAAGCCAGCCCGUAGCCCUGCGAGCCUGUGGGCUUCCCUCAGGGUCAUGUAGGGAUAAAAAGAGCUGUAAGGUGGUCUUUUCCCAGCAGGAACUGAGGAAGCGGCUCACACCCCUGCAGUACCAUGUCACUCAGGAGAAAGGGACGGAAAGUGCCUUCGAAGGAGAAUAUACACAUCACAAAGAUCCUGGAAUCUAUAAAUGUGUUGUUUGUGGAACUCCAUUGUUCAAGUCAGAAACCAAAUUUGACUCCGGUUCAGGUUGGCCUUCAUUCCACGACGUGAUCAGCUCGGACGCAAUCACACUCACAGACGACUUUUCCUACGGGAUGCACAGGGUGGAAACAAGCUGCUCCCAGUGCGGGGCUCACCUUGGGCACAUUUUUGAUGACGGACCUCGUCCGACGGGCAAAAGAUACUGCAUCAACUCGGCAUCCCUGUCUUUCACACCUGCGGACGGCAGCGGCGCUGGCGGCGGGGCGGGCAGCCCGGCCCAGGCGGACAAGACGGAGCUGUAGACGAAGGGAGAGCGCCGGAGCAAGUGUACUUAACGCACAGCUUAUUUCACGAUCCGAAUUGUCUAUCUUAGAUAUAUUUUUUCAAAAAAUAUAAGGGCAGUUUUGUGCUAUGGAUAUUUUUCUUCUUUUGCUUAAACAGAGGCCCUGGCAGUCAACGUAUUUUGCUAUUGACUAGAUCUGGAACUGUUUAUAACUUUAGCGAACAAAGAUAGUUUUGUGAAACUUCUUCACAAGUCGCUUAGAUACCAUUUGGCAUUAUUUUCUUUGAGCACAUAGCUUCUUUUAAGAUUUUUUUUUCCCCUUGCUUAAGAGGCCCAAGGUGCUUGGUCUUCACACGUGACAAGACCUCCAGGCGGAGCAGAGAGCGGAGCUCGGGAGUGCCGGGCAUGCAGACCUGCGAGCCACCUGGCCGGAGGUGCAGCUCUACCUAAGAUAAGGACGGAGUGAUGUCUUAGGAGACUUCUCAGCCUUGUGGAAAGUUUGAGCUAAGGUCGUUUAUUCUCGCUAAAAGGGUGUGAAGGUCUAAAGUCUUUCCUUAUGUUAAAUUGCUGCCAGACCUGAGGGGGCGCACCGAGUGUUAUGGCAGAGAAGUAAACAUUACCUCACGGUUAGGCCUUUCUUUUAUUUUAUUUUCCAUUGAAAACAUUGGAAUGUAAGACAACUGUAAAAUCUUGAGCCCCAUUUUGCCCAAAGGUCACAAAGAAGAGCACCUGGCAUUGCCUUUUACACGUCCGUCCCCCACACCCAAUCCUGUCUGCAGCUGGAAGGGUGUCUUGGUUAAUUCCCCUGUCUAAAAUAGAAUAUUGGGGACACCACACUUCAUCAGGGCAGCAGAAAUAAGAGAGAGCAGAGAAGACCAAGGAGGAGGUCCUGGGGACUGAAAUACCCGUGCCAGGUGCAAGAGCUGACAAGAUACUGCAAGUAACAGACAGAGCCCCAAGCGGGGGACCUCGUGCACAAGUUCAGGUGACCUCUGGAAAGAUGUUGGCGGUUAAAAUAGAAAUAGCCAGGAGCUCAAGUCCCGCCCUUGACGCUAAUCUGCUGUGUGACAAGGGACAAGCCAUUUAGCCUCUCCACGCCUAUUCUUCAUGUAUAAACUGGGACUUACAGUAUUUGUAAAAUAAUUGACACUUUCAGGGCAAAAUUACUACAUUGCUAUAUAAUAAAGAUCAGUGUUAUAAAAUUAAACUGAUCUGGUUCUAAUUGCCUCAAAGGCUGAAGCCCAGGCAUUUGAAAUGGAAGGAAGCAGAGGAGGUUGACUUAGCUGAUUGGUAUGGAAACAGCGGAGCCGGGAGCCAGAAGUUUGCUUUGUAGCAGUGUGGCUGGUUUUACUCUGAGAAGCUCUGUGCGGUUGCUUUGUAACAUUUAGGCUGGUGGAAUGGACGUCAUUGUGCACAAUCCGAUUUCCCAGGUAUGACUGGCGGUGAUUUCAGUUGAUAUUGCCAUGGCCAGGUGUGAAGGAGUAGCUUAUGACUGGUAUAUCUUGUGUUUGUAGCUUGAAUGCGAAUCCUGAAAUGUAGUUUUUAAAAAAUAUUGUUUCUGUUAAUCUUUGAAAGCUUAUGAAUACUGGCAUUUUUUCUUAUAAGCACCAAGACAAAAAUAAGAAGGACACUUGACAAUUUUAAAAAAGUCAUGAGAAAUUAAAAUGAAAAGUUGUGACAAAUCAGAAUGUCAAUGUGGUCACGUCCACAUUCUUCUAUGUCUCUGCAAACACUUCCUGGUGAGGUCCCGACAUCCUGGUGGCUCUUCAUUGUCACAUAUGCUACAACUUGGGGAUUCCAGAUGAGUUACGUUCUUCCUCCCUCAGCUCCCAGAAUGUUUCAUCUCAGCCCUGGGGUCCCUCUGGAACUCGCUGGUUCCACUAUCCUCUAGAAAUGAGAUGUAAAAUUUAAGACCAUUGAAGCCCAAGCAUCCAGACCAUCUUAGAAGCCUUCCCAAGCUCACAGAGGAGCCCCAACAUUUCCCAGCAACCCAAGGAUCCCAUGUGGGGUUGGCUAAAGAAGUGGGUCUCCCAGGAGUUCCUGUCACACUGCACAGUCCAUCCUUAGGGGCACACACAGCCCUUCUCACAUGGCUCCAGCUGCAUAUGGUGGCCUGCCCCGGGGUCCGCUGGACACAAGCCACAGUGUUGGGGCAGAUGAGGAAGAUAAAUGCCGGGCUUCUUCCCUCUCCCCAGAGACGCUGGGUUCUCACUGUUCCUUCAUGUUGGUUGUAAGGCUUAACAUUUCUCUCAAAAAACUGCUUUUCUAAUCCUCAGUCUUUGUUUCAAGCCAGUUUUUCUUCUACCACGUUUUCCAGCAUCAACUUUAAGAAAAAUGCAACAUCCACCAAAAACAAAACAAAACAAAACAAAAAACAGCGGGUAUAUGCAUGUGGUUUAAUUCCACGUUGCUUUUGAGUUUAAGUGGUAUCAAAUUUCAGUAUAUUUCUGUCUUAUGUUAAAGAAAUAUAUUACUGGAACGUCAGUGAGCAAUAAUGUCAGCUGUCGAGCACUAGAUUUAUUUGUGCAGGAUAUGGAGUGCAAUGAACUGAGUCAAUAUGGCGAGGUGUAUGUGAUCUGUGGGAGUUCUGCCACUGAAGGUAGGAAAUGCAUGGGCCUUUCCCUCUCUGCACUCCAGCCUUACUGUACUGUUAGGAGAUGCAGGUUUCUGCUGGUGUGUAAAAAGUCCGUCCAUACGGUUAUGAGAACAGAUCUGAAGAAAACAGCAGUAUGCAUUGUGUUAGAGAACAUUUCCAUGUGUUUAAACUUUUCACUUCUUAGAUGCGUUCAAAUUCUUAAUGCAAAUGACAUAGCAAUUUAAAAGCCUCUCCAUGUUAAUUGAAUUGAAAAUGCCUUGCUUUAACUAUGGAAUAUGAUGAAAGGGACUAUCAUUUGUUCUGAAGGUCAAAUAUUCUUUUUGCCUUAGAUAGCUUUGUAAUAAUUUUUCUCCAAACAAUUCAAAACUUUUGAAAAAUGAUAUGAAAUUUUCAUUAAA